This is a messenger RNA of Podospora anserina S mat+, 561 nucleotides long. RefSeq lists its product as uncharacterized. The record is from RefSeq and is a predicted model, not a curated record. The transcript is spliced from 2 exons. Bases 1 to 561 code for a protein of 186 amino acids. NCBI's taxonomy places the organism in Eukaryota, Fungi, Ascomycota, Sordariomycetes, Sordariales, Podosporaceae. Gene Ontology annotation, cellular component: intracellular anatomical structure.
AUGUCUCAUCAUCUCACCAUCCUUCAGGCUUUGCUGCUGUCACUUUCUGCCCUGGCAAUGGCCUCACUGACGCAAAACAGCCACGGCAGUCACGCUCCAGGCCCACGCAAAAAGUCGAUUAAUGACCGGUCCGCCGCCGAGCUGAUCGCAGCAUUAAACCUGAUUCCCAAUGUAGAGCAUGGCUUCUUUGUUGAGACGUUCCGCGAUGAAUUCACGUCAGGCACGGCCACCAACCGGUCGGCCAGCACUGCAAUCUACUACCUGCUUGAGGGCAAGGUGGGUUGGUCGGCAUGGCACAAGGUCGAUGCGGCAGAAGUAUGGCAUUACUAUGCCGGCGCGCCUCUGACCUUGUCACUGUCAACAAACGAUGGCGUGGGGACCAGGAAUGUCGUGCUUGGCCGGGAGAUUUUCAACGGGGAAAAGCCUCAGGUGGUGGUGCAAAGAGGCGAGUGGCAGAGGGCCAGAAGUACAGGCAAAUGGACCUUGGUUGGGACAACAGUCGCGCCUGGUUUUGUGGAGAAUGGAUUUGAGCUUGCGCCGCUUGGUUGGAUGCCAACGUAA